Messenger RNA from Necator americanus (New World hookworm), 3045 nucleotides. RefSeq lists its product as uncharacterized. Gene Ontology annotation, molecular function: microtubule plus-end binding; dynein complex binding. NCBI's taxonomy places the organism in Eukaryota, Metazoa, Nematoda, Chromadorea, Rhabditida, Ancylostomatidae. Gene Ontology annotation, biological process: establishment of mitotic spindle orientation; brain morphogenesis; microtubule organizing center organization. The transcript has 29 exons. Bases 1 to 3045 code for a protein of 1014 amino acids. Gene Ontology annotation, cellular component: cytoplasmic microtubule; neuron projection; microtubule associated complex. The record is from RefSeq and is a predicted model, not a curated record.
AUGGAACGCAGCUUUUUUCCAAAACGAACCGUCGAUCAUGGAAUCAUGGAAUAUCAGCCAGUGUUUCUUCAUAACAACUCCGGUACAUUCCGUAAAUCACUUCUCGUCUCUUCUGAGCUCCCCCUAGUGGUGACUCUUAACUUGCUGGAUAAAGUUUCCUUAUCCAGCACGUCAAGAGUUUUUGCUCCAAAGUUUUUCAAUCUCAUCUUUAAGAAAACUAAGCUCAAAUUUGGUGCUGUUGAAGAACGGGUAUUCUCUCGAAUACGACGCGCUGUGAUUGAGAGUAACGAAUCGAUUCUGAGGGUGCAUCGCAACGAAGUGGGAGGCAUGAAAAUGAACCUCUCUGAUAGGCAACGGGAAGAAAUAAACCGUGCAGUUGCCGACUACCUACAAAACUGUGGCUACUUAGAAUCGUUGCAGAUAUUCAAACAAGAAGCUAGUUUAAGUGAAAAUGAUCACAAAACAAUGAGUGGUAUGCUUGAAAAGAAAUGGACGUCGGUGCUGCGAUUACAAAAGAAGGUAAACGAUCUCGAAGCGAAACUAGCGGAAGCAGAGAAGGAAAUAAGCCAUGGAGCGCCGUCAAGAGAGAAGAGACAACCGACUGAGUGGAUUCCACGUCCACCUGAGCGCUUCGCGCUAACGGGCCAUCGUGCACCGAUUACUCGUGUUGUGUUUCAUCCAGUAUGGAGUGUAAUGGCGAGCUGCAGUGAGGAUUCCACGAUAAAGAUUUGGGACUAUGAAACUGGUGAAUUUGAACGUUCUCUUAAAGGACACACCGAUUCAGUACAGGACAUUGCCUUUGAUAAGGCUGGAAAAAUGCUUGUAUCGUGCUCGGCUGAUAUGUCGAUUAAAGUUUGGGAAUUUGGAGGUUCAUAUGCAUGUGUGAAAACGUUGAAAGGACAUGAUCAUAAUAUAUCGUCGGUUUGUUUCUUGCCGUCAGGUGAUGCAAUCCUAUCUGCGAGCAGAGAUCACACAAUCAAAUUGUGGGAGGUGGCCUCUGGUUACUGUGUACACACGUUCCGAGCGCACUCCGAAUGGGUACGAAUGGUACGGGUCUCACCCGAUGGCGCACUUUUUGCAUCGGCCAGUAAUGAUCAGUCCAUAAUUGUAUGGGCCCUGCAGUCAAAAAGUGUGAAAGCGACUUUACGCGAACAUGAACAUGUUGUGGAAUGCGUUGAAUGGGCUCCUGACACUGCACUUGCUCCCAUCAGAACAGAGGCUGGUCAUAAAGCGAAUGGCGAUCUUGGCGCCGGCCCAACACAUGUUGUCGUCAGUGGAUCUAGGGAUAAAACUAUUAAGGUUUGGGAUGCGUUGACUGGAACGGUUUUGUUUUCGCUGAUCGGUCAUGACAAUUGGGUACGUGGACUGCGUUUCCAUCCACGUGGCAAAUUCCUUGUAUCGGUGGCCGACGACAAAACCUUACGGGUCUGGGACUUGGCCCAACGACGUUGUGCGAAGACGAUCGAUGCCCAUCAACAUUUUGUUACGAGUGUUGAUUUCCACCCAACGGCACCGUACGUGAUUACCUCAAGCGUCGAUCUGUCAUGUAAGGUGUGGGAAUGCCGUAUUGUGCGCCUCGGACUCCGAUUUUUAACGUUGGAACAUGCAGUCAUCAUGGUGAUGUCAUCACGUCAUUUCGAAGAAGAAUACAAAGAAUACUUGGAACGACGCGAACGAGCACAACCUCGUGACGUCAACACCUCGAAGAAGUCCGAAAGAUUUAAGCCGAACAGUCAAGAACAACCUAAACCGUCACUAUCCGAUGAGAAACGUGCUCAACUCAAAGGAGACGGCAGCUAUGACAUACCUAAUAACGUCUAUCAUUCAUCUGGUUAUAUUUCGAGACGCUCGGAAUUGGGUGAGGAUCCGAUAUCAACGGUGCGGACAUUGCGAGCUCAACUACGCAACAUGGCUAUCAAAUGUCUCGAGGAGGACGUACCCGUCAAAGCACAUCUAUGUGAAAGAGCUUGCGAUCGUUUGACGAACGCUGAAGGUGAACUUAUGGCUCUUAGUCGUCAAAGGACCAAUGCUGUACUGAAUGGUGACACAAGAAUGGGCGAGAAAUUGGCAAAACGGAUGGAAGAGUUAAAAGAAGACGUCGUUAGAGACACAUAUUCGGACUUGGUUAUGGAUAAGAAUGAGAUGAAAGCAUUUGGUGUGAAUUCGGAAUGGACUCCUUUGAAAAGACCUGAAGAACCGAAGCUAGCUCCACUCCCACCAGUGAAGAAAAAAUCAAAGCCUGUUCCAGUAACAAUUGAGACGCAAACGGAAGCUGUGAUAGAAAAGGAGGAGAAAAUGAUUGAAAGUCCACCGCGCGAAGUAAAGAGAAAUGCUCGGCUGUCGUCAUUGAUGGCUCCCGCACAUCGAGCAGCGGUUACCGAUGGACAGCCAACAACGGUACAGCAAUAUGACAACCCGUACCAGCUACCUAAUUACACCGGAAGUUGCCAAUUUUGCGAUGAAAUUUCACCGGAUUUUGGUAUAGCGAGUCGUCUUGAGAGUCAUUAUAGAACGUCCUGUCAAAUGAUGAGCAAAUGUCGAUUCUGCUCGAAAGUUGUGGUGGUGGCACAGCUCAAUGACCACGUUAUCAAUCGUUGUACGUUUGUUGCUGGACGUAUGGUACCGUGUAGUGCAUGUGGGAUGGCGGUGGAUGCAGUCGACAAUGGGAACGGUGUAGGACACCCGAUGUGUAGAGGAAGACCUCCACCAGGCGGUGCUCUAUGGUGUUCAUUAUGCGCGGUUGCCGUUAACAACACGAAAGAGGCUUGGAAGACUCACCUCACCGAGAACUGCUAUAAUAAUCCGAGACGAAGUGGUCCUGAAAUGGAGUUGGACCCUAAGCUGGAUGAAACCAAUCCUGAGAAAAGUGUUCGCCCAAGCUCAUCAACGUCUACGAAAAGUGUAACAAUGCGGAACAGUGGCGCAAGGAUGAUUGAUGCAAACAAGUUGGUGGCAGCUCUACAGGAUGUACAACUUCGUAAAAAGCAGGAAACAUCGAAAAAGAAGGCAGCAACAACAGUUGAGGAAAAGAAAGAGGAUAAAUAA